Messenger RNA from Juglans regia (Persian walnut), 1931 nucleotides. Its product is annotated as lariat debranching enzyme. Gene Ontology annotation, molecular function: RNA lariat debranching enzyme activity. The record is from RefSeq and is a predicted model, not a curated record. NCBI's taxonomy places the organism in Eukaryota, Viridiplantae, Streptophyta, Magnoliopsida, Fagales, Juglandaceae. Gene Ontology annotation, biological process: mRNA splicing, via spliceosome. The transcript has 10 exons. Bases 135 to 1499 code for a protein of 454 amino acids. Gene Ontology annotation, cellular component: nucleus.
UCAAUGCCCAAACCCCCCAAAAACUUUUGUUUUUUGUUUUUUUUUUGAUAAACCAAAAACUUUUGUUGCUUGAACGUUAAACCCAGAUUUCUUUUCCCUCGACUUUCUCUGGCCAUCGAUUGGAUUCCACAAAGAUGAGGAUAGCAGUAGAAGGUUGUAUGCAUGGCGACCUCGACACCGUCUAUAGAACCCUACAGUACGCAGAAAAGAAACACGGCUUCAAAAUAGACCUCCUCCUCUGCUGCGGCGACUUUCAGGCUGUGAGGAAUGAAGAGGAUCUUGAGAGCGUAAACGUGCCAAGAAAGUACCGUUCCAUGAACUCGUUCUGGAAGUACUAUUCGGGUGAAGAGCUCGCUCCGUAUCCUACUAUCUUCAUCGGCGGAAACCACGAGGCAUCCAAUUACUUGUGGGAAUUGUACUAUGGAGGAUGGGCAGCGCCUAAUAUAUAUUUUUUGGGAUUUGCUGGGGUGGUCAAGUUCGGGAACAUUCGCAUUGGUGGACUUUCUGGAAUUUACAACUCACGCAAUUAUUAUUUAGGACACCAUGAAAGGCCUCCUUAUAAUGAGAGUACAAUCAGAUCUGUGUAUCAUGUUCGUGAAUACGAUGUCCAAAAACUCAUGCAAGUUGAGGAACCGAUUGAUAUUUUUCUUUCACAUGAUUGGCCUCUUGGCAUCACUGAUUAUGGGAAGUGGGAGGAGCUUGUUCGACGCAAACCAUAUUUCAAGAAGGAGAUUCAAGAAAGGACUCUUGGAAGUGCAGCAGCUGCUCAACUGCUUGAAAAAUUGAAACCACCUUAUUGGUUUUCAGCUCAUCUACACUGCAAAUUUGCUGCUCUUGUUCAGCAUGGGGAAGGUGGCCCCCUGACAAAAUUUCUUGCACUUGAUAAAUGUCUUCCUGGGCGCCCAUUUUUACAGAUACUUGAACUCGAAUCAGAGCCUGGACCCUAUGAGAUCCAGUAUGAUGAAGAAUGGCUAGCAAUAACGAGGAGGUUUAACUCUAUCUUUCCUUUGACCAGAAGACGUGCAAAUUUUGGGACUGUUGAUCUUCUAAAGGAAGAAUGUCAUCAAUGGGUCGGGAGCAGGCUACAAGAAAGAGGGGCCAAACCUUUUGAGUUUGUUCAAACAGUUCCAUGUUACAAUCCCUCUCAAUCUGGUUCCAGUGGUUCCUUUUCUGGAUACCCCAGGAAUCCUCAAACAGAGUCUUUCUUGCAGUUUCUAGAACUUCCUUAUCUUCUUGAUAACAUGUCAGAACCCAAGGACCUAUCCUACAGUCCUGCUUCCUUGCUUCAAAGUGAUAUAUUGCCUUCUUGUUGGCCAUGCUUACGAGACUGUUGCCGAAACUGCUUACCCUUAUCUCCUAUGGAAGUAUUCCUGCAAGUAGCAGCUCUUAAAACUGGUUCAAAGUUGGGUUCUUUUGAUGACAACAGUGAAGCCAUUCCCAUUGAUGAUGUAGAUGAACUGGAAGAACUUGCAGAAGAAGUUGAUGAUGAGGAAACCUGAAAAUCACAAACUUUGAAGCUCCCCGCCCGCCCCCCGGCGGCACAAACAUUAAUGGUGACACUUACCAUGUGUGACCUUGGAUGAGUACUGCCUGUAAUUGCCUUGUUAGGCAGGUAUGUUGACGGGUUGCUAUUUUGAUAAAUGGUAAGUGAUCUGAAGUCUGAAUUAUAUUUCUUCCAAACUGGCCUGCGAGACGGGGAACUUCCUUGCAAAAAUUACAAGUUGGGAGUGAAGCAGACAUGGAUUUAAUGUAAAGUAAACCUAUGGCAAAUACCUGAAGUUGAACUCGUAUUUGCCCCGCCAACUUAUUGUAACUGCUCGGACUGCUAGCUUUAUACGCGUUCGGAGUCCGGACUGCAUCGUACUCUCUCUCUCUUUUUUUUUUUAAUAAAUAAUAGGAAAAACACUUAAUUAAAAAACGGAGGGAUUGCA